This is a messenger RNA of Amoebophrya sp. A120, 18642 nucleotides long. Lineage: Eukaryota; Dinophyceae; Syndiniales; Amoebophryaceae. The record is from the annotation of a GenBank genome assembly.
AUGGUGCCUCGGGGUGGAGGACAGCACGGAGCAGCAUCGGCCAUGUUCAAGAACGUCCUCGUCAAGAAGUCUGUGAUGGGUUCCAUCGCGCACCUGCUGCAACUCCCCGGCGCCUAUUUCCUGGGCACCGGGCAGCUCUUCUGGGCGUCGGGGUCCGCCAAGGCCGUUCGGAACUCGCGGCGCCGCGGUGCGGGUAGUUCGGGGGCGGCGGCGCGGAAGGGCAAAGGAGCAGCUUCCUUCAUGGAGCAGGGCGACCCCUUAUCAAAUGCAAAUAUCGAGGUCUGGGUCUGGAAACAUCCGGACUUUGUCAUGCACCGUUUGCCUCACACAGGUUCUUCUGAAUGCACAGCAUAGCAUCACAGGUUUUAUGAAAGCCACAAAUUUAUGAGGUCUCUGUGCCUAUAAUCUGUAUGCUGCAUGAGAAACUUUUUGCCCGCGUAGCCACAAAUAAAGAGCACCUGCUUCGUCUGGUGUUGCUGUUCACGCAAGACAGAUUUUUGUGUGACUGACAGAGAGCAUGACAAGUUUGCAUUCUUCCAGACGACCCAGACACAUUAUUUGCAAUGCAUACUCCUUCGGUUUUUACGACGACGACGAUGACAAGCGGUUUGCCAGUAUCGUUUUGAAAAACGUUCCCACAUAAUUCUCCUUCACCUCCUGGGAUUUGUGAUGCAAAUCUACAUUCUUAAAAUGUUUCUCAUGCUUAGCCACAUGAAAACCGACGUUUUCUAAUGUAGACCGGGAGUUUGUCAUGCUGGAAUGAGGAUGAGGCACUUGAUUCGUCAUGUUGCAGUUGCACUACCUAAAACAACAUCAGGAGGCCAUUACAGCCCCCAGCUUGUCAUGCACAGCAGCCAUAACUUGUUGAUUUGCGUAGCGAAAUUCCCAGCAACAUCUUGAGGACUCUAGGGCGGGCGGUGGGGACGUUUUUGCACAGGAUAGACCGUGGCAGCGAGGCCCCUCCUGCCAUUGACGACCUGUGGACGCCUGCGGGCUUCUCCACCACUCCCCGCCGGAACAAGCCCUCUUCGUCUUCCAGGAAGAAGAAGAAGAAGCGUCUAUCCCGAGUAAAAAAAGUCCGCACGACCCCUAUGUUUUUCAUGCAGACUUGCAAUUACAGGAACCGAGCGUUUGUAAUGCGCGCGUCCCCAUGAGAGGCACUUGCAGUCGUGUUCUGGGACUUGUAAUGCUGUAAACAGGAUAAGGAGAUGGCUUUGUGAUGCGAAUGUCCUUGCUAAACUGAACUACAAUACAGCGAGAAACUUGUCAUGCGUGACACCUCAAACUUCUGGAUUUGUGUUGCAGAGGUCCCAACGUGACGACGGGGUCGUCGUGGGGACGUUUUUACAAGGGAUAGCGUCCGGCGGCCACCGUGACUCCGGACGAAGCCAUCCCCGCAGUAUCAAAUGCAAACGUAGUACCUGGGUCUGGAAGAAUGCAAGUUUGUCAUGCUAGUCUCACAUGACUCUUGACUUUGUCAUGCACAUUACCCAACAGCCCCAUUUUUCUGUCAUGCAGACACGCAGUUUGUCAUGCAGAAUUGUAGGCAACACCUAGAAGCAAGCUCAGAAACUUGUCAUGCUGAGCCAGCACUUGUGGCCUCCUCAUGAUACGCCACCCAGCAUCACAAGUUUCCAGACCCAGACACUUUUGCUUUUGAUGCGCAGCGGUGGCCCACGACGAUGCCAGCACGUCCGAACCCGGCCACCAGCACGACAUAUCAUUUGUAAAAACGUCCCCACCCCAGAGUCAAGAUGGGUAUUUUGCAACACAAGCCUGAAAGUUUUGGGAGCCACGCAUGACAAACUGCAGGCUGUAGUGUAAUUCAUUUUAGCAAGGGAAGCCGCAUAGCAAAUCCAUCUCCUUAUCCUGUUGACAGCAUUGCAACUUCCAAAACACGAUGGGAAAUGCCUCUCAUUGGGAUGCGCAUUACAAAUGCUCUUUUGCUUGCAGAUCUGCAUAACAACUAUGGGGUGAUGGCACUUCGGUGUCCGCCUGACCUACCCCCCCUGCGUGUCAAGCCAUCUGCGGCCUGGGGCAGAGGGGGGGCAAAGUGUGCUGCAAUUCCUUUGGCAUAACAACUAUGGGGUGGGGACGUUUUUACUCAGGAUACGGCACCGCCAAUCUUCAUCCUGGCCACGUGGCAACCUCCAAGCCGACGAAGUUCUUGGAGACCAUAUCAAAAGGAAAAAGCCCCCCUCCCCGUAUCGAGAAGGACAUUUGUGAUGCUGGAUUUGCGUACACAAAUCAGAUUUGUCUUGCAGUGAAGGACUGCAGGCCCAUACCAAGCCGGAGUGGAAGGGUUUUGGUCUAGGCGCUCAGCAUGACAAAAGUCCAUGCUGUAGGCCCAACAGCAUCACAAACCGGCCGCAUAAUGCGUGGGGGCCUUUUGGGUUUGCCUUCUUGCAAGACAGACACGAUUUGUGACCACGAAUCAGCAUCACAAAUUUCCAACAAUAUACCUUUUCAGUGUGGGGAGGGGGGAUUUUUCCUCUUGAUAGACCAAGCCCAGCGAAGAUCUGCCCGAGCUGGAGGAGGAGCGCCACGGCGCCCCGGAAGCGGCAUCUCAAAUGCUAUCAAAGUGAAAAAUCCCCCCUCCCCAUAUCGAAACGAAGUUUCUUAUGCGGGAUUUGCGUACACAAAUCCGGUCUGUCUUGCUGGAGAGGACUGCAGGCAUAUUCCAUGCCUGAGUCGAGAGGUUUUGACGUAGGCGACGAGCAUGGCAAUAAAUGUCUAUGCUGUAAGCCCAACAGCAUCACAAACCGCCUGCAUAAUGCGGCGGACUCUGUGGCUUUGCCUUCCUGCAAGACCGACAGGAUCUGUGGUCACGAAUCUGCAUCGCAAAUUUUCAGACGGAUCGUUUUCAAUAUGGGGAGGGUGGGUUUUUCGUCACGAUAAAUGCGUUGCAACGGUUGCGAAGACGGGGGCGGAAAAACGAAUCCCACGACACCACCGUCGGGCCAACAACGUAUGUCACCCUUCUAUAAAUAUACUUACAUACUAGAUUAUCAACUGUAAGAAUGUCUGGGUCUGGAAGAAUGCAAGAUUUGUGAUGCAGGUUUUCCAUGACCCAUGAGGUCUGGAAUGCGAGACCCAGCAUGACAGAUUCUGCGAGACCUUUCUAAUGCCUAUCCUGCAUGAGAAACUACCUCCCGACUUGGUCAAAACUGGACGGCUUUUGGUAAUCAUGCAACACAGAUUUUUGCAUGCUGCAGAUCUAGCAUGACAAGUUGCAAUCUUCCAGACCCAGACAUUUUUACAUUUGAUAUAUUUUUUUGGUUUUACUCUCAUUUUUCUUGGGGAGCUCGAUUGAUAAAUCAAAAGAUGGAAUUAGGAAAUCACCUCGUCUACUAGAAGUAUUAAGCUUUGGACUUCAGUACUUCAUAUGCUUCCGUUCUCCGCAUGACACCGUAUGUUUCGCAGUUCGCUCCGGCUACACUGAUCUACUCAAACUUCUAUUUUGAUUUUGCAUUGCACUAUUAUAACAGUAGAAGCAGUAGUUCUCAUGGGCGCGAUCAAAUACAGCGCAGAGCACGCUACCAAUACAAAUCUUGAAGAAUUUCUGUUUUUCGUCGCUUCGCUUCAGGAAUGAAGUACUUUCUUUCACACGAUUGUGUGAAAAGUAAAACAAAGUAAGUUGCUUGUGUUUGUAUCACGAGAAAAGAGUGUUACAGUUACACAUUUGUUGGAGUUUCUGCAUCACAAAUUUUCUCUGUGUGGCAGAGAAAACUUGUAAUGCGAAGAUCAUAAGGGAAAACAAAACGGGAAGGAAACGAGGCUCCAAAGUAUUUCCUGCAUGAGAAAGGUUGUCUGUGUUGCCGAUCUUGCAACACAAUGUGUAACUGUAAACGCUUUUUUCUUGCGAUAGUUUGGAUGCAACCCAACGUAUCUUCACAUACAACAGCGCCGCCGCCAAAUUCUAAUUCGGGUGAGCAGAAGGAAAUGCCUGAUCCUGACCAAUAUCAAAUGCAAAUACGUCUGGGUCUGGAAGGUUGCAAGACUUGUCAUGGGCAUCUUGCAUGCACCAUGAUGUCUGUGGUGCGUGCCCUAGCAUCACAGAUUUUUAAAUGGAUUCUUGAUCAUGCCUCCUUAUUCCGCAUGAGGAAUUCCCUCCCAGCGCAGCACAAACUGGACCCUUCUUGCUGGUCAUGCAACACAAAUUUUUCUAGAAUCCAAAGGCAGCAUCAUAAGUUGCAACCUUCCAGACCCAGAUCGAUAUUUGCAGUGCAUAACCAGGAUCCGGAUGCCGCGGGAGCCGAGUCGUUUCUGCUGAAGGAAUAUCAAAUGUAAAGAUGUCUGGGUCUGGAAAAAUACAAGUUUGUCAUGCUUGUCUCACGUGACUCUUGAAUUUGUCAUGCACAUUACCCAAGAGCCCCAUUUUUCUGUCAUGCAGAGACGCAGUUUGUCAUGCAGAAUAGGCAACACCUAGAAGCUCAGAAACUUGUCAUGCUGAGCCAGCACCUGUGGCCUCCUCAUGAUUCGCCACCGAGCAUCACAAGUUUCCAGACCCAGACACUUUUACAUUUGAUAAGGAAAAGGGUUGCUGCGGACCUUCCGCCCCUCCUGCAAAACCGCCGGCGCAACCACUUCUACCACCUCAACAACGUAAGUCUAAGUCACCUUUCUAUCUAUCUACGAGUAGAAACCGAAACAGACUUAGCAUACGCCUUAAUUUAAGAGUUUCUGCAAGACAAAAAAUAAGCUGGUUUGUGGCCACAAAUCUGCAUUACCCUUCUCCAGUAGGGGGGAGGGGAGAUCAUGUUUCCUCACGAUAUCGACGCACAUUGACAAUUUUACGCGAUGAACAGUAGUGCUUGCUAUGAUCAACAACAGUGUGAUAUCAAAUGACGCGGCAAAUUAUAAAUAUGUCUGGGUUUGGAACAAGAUUGCAAGAAUUGUCAUGCGGGUUUUCCACGACCCAUCGGAUAUGGAGUGCUGGACCUAGCAUGACAGAUUCUGUGCGCUCUUUAUCAAAUGCGUAUCCCGCUGCAUGAGAAACAUCCUUUCAACAGUUGGUCAAAAUCAGACAACUUUAUUUCACAAUCACGCGACACAGGUUUUUGCCUGGUGCAGACUUCAUCUUAGCAUGACAAGCUGGAGCAGGCUCUUCCAGACCCACACAUAUUUGCAAUGCAUAGGUGAAGUAGGUCCUGUCAAAAGAAAAUAUACUAUAACUUGUUCAUCUCAAGAACAUCAACCACAGAACAACUACAAUUGCAACCACAGAACCACCACCGCCAUCACAAGUCGUGUCAUCACCACCAGUCGUGGCAACACAACCACUGCUGGCAGCUCCAGUCGUGCAGCCGCCGCACCCGCGGGUUGUGGCAGCUGCUCCGUCGCAGGAUCUUCGAGCUAUCCUGUGUAAAAACGUCUCCACCCCAGAGUUGUCAUGCAAAUCAGGAAACCUCAGACGUUUCUUAUGCGCAGCCCCAUGAGCAGGAGUAUUGCUUGAUGCUAUCUGGGAGUUUGUCAUGCUGGAAUGAGGGAGAUGGGGUUAUCGAUUUGUGGCGUUGCAGCUGCACAGGCUAAACACGACUAAGCUGAAACCCGAAAUUUGUCAUGCGGAAUGCCCAAACCUUGUGGAUUUGUGCAGCAAGGCCCCCAGCAUCUUAACUAUGGGGCUGGGACGUUUUUCCUCAGGAUACGAGCCAUGGAAGAGUUGCACCAGCUUCGGGAGAACGAAAAGCGGCAAGCCGCGGAAGCGGAAGCGAGAGCUGGUUCUGCGGAAGCGAGAGCUGCUUCUGCGGAAGCGGCAGCUACUGCUGCAGCGACUCAAGCGCGAGACAUUGCCGCCCAGUUGCAGAAGCUUCAGGAGCAGCAGUCGCAGGGACCGGCAUCACUCACGCCGGAGCAGCAACGAGCUCAGGAGGCGAUGUUCAACGAGCUCACGCAGGCGAGAAAGAAGGCGGAGGAGGACAGUCGGGUGGCGGAGGAGGCCAGGAAGAAGGCGGAGGAGGACAGGCGGGUGGCGGAGGAGGCCAGGAAGAAGGCGGAGAAGCAGAGGCUGGAGGUGGAGAAAAAAGCGGCGCUUGCACAAGCAGGAGGACCACCCACUGGUACCACAGUGGUUGUAUCCCGAAGAAAUACACAAUGCCCCCACAAAAACGAACCAAAUUGGCUUUCGCCGCAUGUCCACCAGCGUGCACGCGUGUAGGACUAGCAGUCUGCUUAUUUGCAUGGUCGUGUGGAACCAAAGUAAGUAGAUUUCGACAACAAGUUACUUCAUCAUGCACGGCGGUCUACAACAAGAAGCAUAAGCAUUUCGAUUUCUUCCGACAGAAGAUGUUUGCUCCAUCACCUCUGCUUUGCUUGGCCGCGGAAGGGCGAGCUGCGAACAAAGCAGGCUCCGCUUCUUGUGUCACUGGGACGCUUAUGAUUUUCUACUUUGCAGGAAAAUCUUCACCUGCUUCGUGCCACUGGCUGUGACAAAAUCGCCAUUUUUGUGUACGAAACAGAACCACCUGCAAAGCGUAUUUUCCAAAUAAUUCACUUUCACACCAUAUCGCCAGAUGAUCGUAGAAGCAGAAGCAGGUCAUCUAGAAGAUUCCCGGCCGCACAACUGGCGGUACAUAGUCGCCUACUUUAACGUUGUUGUUUACUAUGUCGGACUAUGUUAGACUUAGAGUCGAACAGAUUUUUAACUACGAAUCAUCAUGUUGGACCACGGCUGCAAACUCGAGUACAGCAAACAACUAGUCAACUGAAGAAGGUCCUCUGAGUUCUGCAUUUUUGUAUCUUACGUUGUACACACCAAAACCAACAUUGUCUUCUCGUGAUAUUAGGAUCAGCAUAGGUUUUACUGCCAUCUGAGUCGUGUUGUGGGGGGGGGCGUUUUUCAAUUUAAUAAGCUCCCGACGACACCUCCAAUAUCCAGUGGAAAAACGUACCUGCCCGCAGUCGUCAUGCAGAUUUGUAAGUUGCCGCGGCUCACCAUCAGCAUGAGAGGCUUUUAUGUAAGUUGUGUUUCCGUGUUUGUUGUAAUGCCCAAAUCUCUAAUCAGGAUGAGAGUACUAGAAAUUUGCCAUGCGGUUAUGAUAGCUAAGCACGACCAGUCCACUGCGUGCCAAGAGAACUUGUCGUGCGAAGUUCGGAAAGCUGCUUGAUUUGUGUAGCAGAAGCACCAUGUUGAUGACUUUGGGGUGGGUACGUUUUUACGCACGAUAUACGACAGUGGCGCUUUUAUCCGACCAAGGAAGAACCAACAUUCAAUACCUAUCGCAAGAAAAAAGUGUUACACUUAAAGGACACACAUUAUCGUGUCGUAGCAGGAAGACAGGCAACAAGAGGACAGACAGUUCCUGUCAACAACAUGCGACAAAUGGUACUAUGCUUCGGAACAUGUUUAUGUUUGUUUUAUUUUCGUGGUACCUUGUUAUCUCCGCAUUGCAGAUUUUUCUUCUUUUGCUGAGAAAAUCUGUGUUGCUAAAUCAAAACGACUUGCAACAUUAGAUGUGUCUGCCAGUAGCACUUUUUUCCUCGGAUAGUAGCUAACCCCAGCGCUCUCCAAAUCGUCAGCGUCCAAGGGUAGAGGGACUAGAAGAAGAACUUGUUUCGACGGCUUCACCGAAAAAUAUUAUCAAGCACCUGUCGAUGCAAUAUCACUUGUAAAAACUACGUACCCACCCCAGCAUCCUCGAAAGAAAACUCUCCGGCACAUUAAGUUGUGUACGACCACAACUCGACGCAGGAGUGGCCUAAUUUGAUGGUGGCAAUCUGUCAUGCUAUUCUGAGCAAGGCUGUUGCAUUCCGUCAUACUGACCAUCAACACGCAGCGCUUUGCCGCGUCAGAGACCACGAGAGCCCGCAUCUUUUCUGAUGUUCUGGCAUGGCAAUUUGAUAUGUGAUCCUACUUUUGAAUAUGGGGUGGGGGCUUUUUUCAUUUUGAUAUGUAUCGCUUAUGCAAGAAGUAAUGCGAACGCGAAAGCGGAAGCGCACCGGGUCUUGCGGAUGAUCCUGAGGGCUCGCGUAUGCUGAGUCGAAUCGUCCCCAUCUUGCCAAAGUUGUCAUGCAGAUUUGCAAGUACAGGAACAUGCGUAAAAAUGCGCAUCUGCAUGAUGAGAGGCAUUUGGAUUUCCAGUCGUGUUAUGGAAUUUGUAUAUGCUGUAAACAGCAUGAGCAAAUGAUUUUGUGAUGUGACUGUCCUUGGUCAACUGCACUUGAAUACAGAGAGGAACCUGUCAUGCGUGACUCUGCCCAGAGCUUCCGGAUUUGUGUUGCCAAGUCCCCAGCUUGACUAUCGGGUGGGGACGUUUUUCCUCACCAUACCGCGAAGCAAUAACUCGUGCCUGAAUAUUGUUUUAUGCAUGAUUUUUGUAUCGUGUAACAGAAACAGAUACAGAAGUUGGAGAUGAUGUACACGUCGAACUCCGCUAGUUGUGUGCCCUGUGUAUCUAGUUUUGCAUGCCAAAUACGAUUUUCUUGCACUUUCCUGCUUGUUGAAGAUCAGCGUCCUACACAGUGGUCGUGGCGGCCCUCCGGAUAGCGAGAUUUGCUUGGGCUGCGCUGGGCGGGGGUUGUUGAUAGAAUUUUGGUUUGCUGUUUCAUACUCCCAGUCGCCACUUCGAGUUCCUCCUCCAGGGUUAUCAAAGUAGAAAGAAAUGCGCAAAAGUGGCUGGUGGUACAUGCAUGGAUCAACAUGUAUCUUCAUGCGCCUCUAUUUUUUUAGACUUCUGCCACUUUGACUUCUAGCAACAGGAGCAUGUUCUCGAAAAGAAAGAAGGCGAGUGAUGCGCUGCUAGUAGGAUAGAUACAUUGUGAAGAAAACUAUGUGCCGAACUACGAUGAUAUCUUCCUCGCACGCUCAUCUCUAGUUUUGCAGCAAAUACGACCGUCUUGUGUUUCCUCGCUUCGGGCUCCGCAAAAAGACAGGCAGCUGCACAGGGAGAACUACUUUGCGCAUUUUUGCAAUGCAUACUGGCGGGUAUUAGUCUCGGGCUCGGCAGUUUGACAAGUACGGAAAAAUAAAGCGUUGCGGUCAAUCUAUCAAAAUGAAAAAUGCCCUGCCCCCCGAUGAUGUGGCAAAUGCAGAACUUACUGCUGCAGGUCUUGUUCUUCCAAGAUGAAAACCGGAAGCAUUGUUCAGUUGUUGGAUUGAAGACGGAGAAAAUUCUUUUUCCUCCCGAACGAGAUGAACUCAGUAGUUCGGCGGGCUGAAUUGCACAUGCGUAGCAUAGCUGUCUCCCGAUUAUACCCACUGCUCUAGUGCGAAGGCAAAAGACGGUUUUUGCCUCCAGCAAUACGGAUCUGCACUGCGGAUACCGUCAAGGUGGCAAGUGUUUCCUUGCAUCUCUGCAAUACAAAUGUCACGGAAGUCAUCUGGGGUAGGGCAUCUUUUCAAUACGAUACGAGCGCCACUAUCUGCAGCCUUGGUGCAUUCAAAUUGUAGUUUAUAAGUAACAUGUUUUGAUGCUGCUGGCGCAAAAAUAACGUAUCUCGUCGUGGGGAAGAUAACUGCACGGAGAUUUAUCAGAGUUUUCUGGAAUUCGUCUUGCGCCACCGCAGGCAAUGGACUUAAUUUUGAAGGAAAUAGCUGCAAAAGGGUGGUGGCGAUGACCUCUUUUUCUCCAGUAUGGUUGAGGGAUUUAGACUAACCGACGAACAAAAGGCGCAGAAGCAACGGGAUCAAGAGGAGAAGAAACGUGUCGCAGCGGACCAAAAAAUGCAACAAGACAAGAAGACCGAAGACGACCGGAAAAGCAAGGCCGCGCGCUGCGAGGAUCAGUUGCAGCAAAGGAUUGCGGAGCCGAAUAAUUACGGCGCGAUCCUUGAAAAGGAAACAGCGGACCGGAAUACGUUUCGGUUUCUGCCACUGGAAAUACAGGCAGACCUCGCGACCGAAUAUUGUGACAGCCCGUACAUGACAAGCAACAAAUUAGCGCCAUCUGCAAAAAAAUUCGACGUCGCGAUGAAAGUAAAGCUCAGGGAUUGGGCAAAGAAAAAAAAGUUAACUCUGGCGAUGGUCACGAAUGCGUCUUGGGAAAACAAGUUCAACAAUGUGCGGAAAUCCAAAUGGAGCUGGGACGAAAUCAUAACGGAAACGGAGCCAAUGUUCAACUCCCAAACAAUCGCCAAAGAGCUUUCGUUGAUUCUGAAUCGGCAAUAUGGCUUCCAAGACGUGUGCCGUACCGAAAUGGGCAAUAUCAUGUCGAAAACAUUUUCCAAUACGAGCACCUGAAGAAAAAGCAACACACUUAUCGCGGAGGUGUGUCGUCUCUGGCCUUACAUCACAGCUGUGCGUGUGGUGCCCGCAGGACUAAUGUCCUUUGUGCUGUACUGCCCAUUGGGUUGAUUUAGAUGCCUUAUUUCGUGUCGUGUACGAAUUGCGCGAAAGAUUUUUCCUCCUAGUGUCAUGCUCUACUCAGUCAGCGAGCCUGAGUUUUUUUCUAUGGCAUGCGUGUGUGAAGCAAGGAGUAAAGCAUUGUUUGCAUUUGUUUGCCGGAGGCACCGCACUGCCGGUUCGCGUCCGAGUUCCCGCAGAACACAGAGGAGGAGUAUGGUUUUAUGAGAUGAAGCCAAGUUGUAGAUGGCUCAGAGCUUCUUACGCGUCUGCGUUUCCCUGUCGAUAUUCACGGUUACCUGGGUUGUGUUUUUGUUGUGUUGGUCAUUGGAAAUGCUUUCGACUUGAUAAUGAAGGACGUUGUAGAACUUAAGUACAAGCCGCUUGAAGUCCCUGCCGCUCUCAAGGACGGGAAGAUAUCGAGAGAAUAAUGUUGCACAUCAACCACGUCUAGCUCUAGUCACGUAAAAAUUUGCAUGUGAAAUUUUAAUAGAAGUUUCCGACUUCCUUCUCGACUACAAAAAUAUGCAGGUAGUGUUUAUUAUGGGAAGAAAAGGCUGGCAUGCACGCUUGCAGUGGCUACAUACAAUUAGCAUCAACAUCUGUGCAUUGCACGCCUCCAGCGGCUGCAGUGCGAGGUCCAGGAGGCACAUCAGCACGCGCCGGAUGACAGCAAUACAAUGUCUCUGCGCGGCUACUUUCCUCUACCCACGAUGAUGUGACGAGUGACCGAAAUUAGAAAUCUUGAUCUCAGCAUCCUGCACUACCCUUACAUCCGAUGCUGGAACAGGCGGAAUUCGAACACGUCCUAAAACCCCUAGCACCCCCCCCCCCGCUAGAAAGAUGAUGAUGACGUCGGUUAAAGAACGAGGAAGCUUGUUGAUGAAGACAAAGAAAGCGAUUUGCAGUUCUUGAAUGGGCUCAGGCACUGUCAGCUGGAGAUCAAUGAAAGUAGUCCAGCUACAGUCAGUGUGCAGGGAGACGAGAAGAAGCAUGUGGCUUGAAGAUGGCACGCGCGUGUGUGGUGUGCAACGUUUUUCCUUGCGACAGGAGAAUCUGCGGGAAAAAUGCGAAUUUGUUUACGGUGACAGAACAGCCUCUGACACAGAAGACACGAGCAAAGCCCCUGUUAAAGAAUCUCAGAGAGUCGCCAUGAAGUGUGACGAGGCUUUGCGAAAAAAUGUUGACUACAGCAAACCGGGUGAGAUCGAAGAAACGAAAGGGCGCCUCCUCGUAUUUCGAUUUCUACCGCUAGAGGUUCAGUCACGGGUGGCCACGUCAACAAAUUGCGGCUCCACCAGGAGUUUUGAUCUGACUGCAACCGGCAAGAAAAAGGGGUUCGAAGACACAUUAAAAAAGGCGCUUGAGGACUGGGUUAGUGAUCAAACAAAUUUGAUGAAUGGCCAUGAACGACUUCGGCUAUUCCUACAAGGAGCAUCGGUCGUAGACAAGAAAUUUGCGCAGAUCAACGAGUUCCUCACCGCGCUUCUGGACGGCGUCCACGACCUUGAAAAUUGGUGCAGACGCCAUGCGCUGGGACUCGAGGCCAAACUCGUGCACCAGGAGGACAAGGUCACCUCCGCUAUGGAAUUCGCAAAGAACCUCGAGGAGAAGUGCAAAAUUGUGUAUGGAGAAGGAACUGCUGCCCCAGAAAAGCUAACAGAUGCCGUGAUGAGAGAUGCCGAAAUGUCGCACACACAAGUCCUGGCUCUCGCCAACGAAGCGGAGGCGAUCAUGAAGGAGGAGGCCGUAGCACGCCUCCGGGUGUUUCGGCUCUUGCCAGUGGAAUUCCAAGCAGGUCUGAAAAAGCAUUGCGACACGCCUGAGAAUCUGGACAAAAUGCUGAAGAAGGCAGUGACCGCGUUAACGAAGAACGAGCUCCCGGACGCUCUUCCUGGCCCACAUUAUCGAUCUGAUAUGACCUACGGGCAGAUGGAGGGCGCCCUCACGCGAGGCCUGCAGAGCGACGUGGCCGAAAGUUGGUGCAGAUUGCGUGUGGGCGCGGAGGACUUCCAACGCGAGCCCAGCCGCGAUGCGUUCUUGGCCAAAAUGGACGGAGCCAUUAGGGUCGGAUUAAAUCUGGAAGACAUAUGCAAAAGGGCAUACGGCCGCGAAGCGCUGGAACCGGCCGCCCCGGGGGACUUGGGGGCACGGGCAGCGGAAUGUCGCGACCUCCUGGAGGAUGUUGCCGAGCACAAAGCCACAGAUCCGGAAGCGCAGGCGCGCGUCGCGUUGUUCAACUUCCUUCCGCUGAAAAAACAGGCGGACCUCGCCAGCUCAUGCUCGAGCGGUGUCAGCGGCCGUCUCGGAAGCGGCUUUGACCACGCUUUGAAAGAACACGCUCGCACCACAGUCGCCGAAAGCUUCGACGCCGGUGCCGAGAGUGUCGGGAAGGCGCGGGCGGCAGCAGGCGGGGGCCUCGCGCCCAUUCUGGCAUUGCUUGAGAAGCUUCUCGAGGGGGGCGGAGUGCAGUUCAAAAACUUUUGCAGGCCCAGCGUCGGCGUUAUGUCGAAAACACGCCCCAUACCACCCGGCCUGGAGAGCCAGCCCCCCACCCGUUUUGAAAGCACCCGCGCGGGCCCUCUGCGCAGGUUAUGAACACUGGCCGACCAAGCAGAGUCGCGGGCGCGGCCGCGUCCCCCGAUUUCGCUUAGCUAGGCGCAGGGGCCAGCCCAGUUCGCGCUCCCGGCGCAAGGCAUCGCAAAGGGCGGGGGGCCUGCGUGUUGUUGCUGCCUUUAGUGGUCCGGCCGCGUGGCAUGUAUUGCGGCCAACGAACAACCCCAGCGCGGGAGCCUGCUUGACAUGGUGCCCCGAAAACAGCCGGCAGUUUUUGGCUCUAGGGCGCGUCUGCUGACUUGGGAAAAAGCCUAUCAAGCUACCCAGCCUGUUUGGCUCUGUGACUGAUCAACGAAGCACGGCGGCGCCCCAUCCUCCAACGCCCCAAAGACCAACGGUGGCGGGCCGGCAAAGGCGGCUCGUUCGGAGGCGCCUGCCGCCGGGGGCCCUGCCUGGAUCUUUGGGGCGCCCAAACGAGUGCCAGGAAAAACCGCGCGCAAGGGUUGCUACGUAGGCGAAACCGCGCGGCGUGUCCUCGUGUUCGGGACAUUUUUGGCGGCCGCAAAGGCGGCUGCCUUACCUUUCGCGGUGCUGGUCACAGAGCCCCGGAAAAAAUGCAUCCUCGAAAGCUGGCCGAGCGGAAAUAAAAGAAAUGCCCUCGUAAUCUACUGGCCCCUUUUCCCUUCGUUGUUGGGACGCCUCCCGCGGCUCCCGGGUCGGCCCCGAAGCGCCGGGACAGGGUUUCGGAGAGGGGCGCCGGAAUGUGCCAAAAGCAGCGGUGGCACUGGGGCAGCCGCGGUUGCAUAACGUUACCCAAGGCGCCGCGGUGGGCCCGCAGCGAGCCAAGGCGCAAGAAAACGGCGGCGGCCUCACUACCCCCGCCCCGGCGGCGGAUUGUAUUUGGGAGGGGCGACGCGCGGGCCGGCCCUAUAACUUCCGCUGACGGAGGGCCGGCCCGCCCCCCUCCGUCCCCCCAACCGAUCGCCCUCCGGGUGCGAUGCGGCGGUCGGCCAGCAACCGGCCACCCAAGCAGGCGGCCCCGCCGCGCCGGCGCGGGCGCGCAGGGCAACCAAAAGCGCGCCGCGCGCCCAGAUAUCGAACCGCGCCGCCGCCGUCUCCGGAAGCGAAAAUGGCGGGGGCGCGAACGCUUCGGCGAGGUCAUGUGGGAUCUCCAGUUGCGCCAGCUGCGCGGCGGCCGCGCUUCAUUGGCCCCAUGGCACUGGCCCGCGGGGAGCGUUGUCUGCUUUGACGCGUUGACCUUGCGUCCGGCCGCGACUGCGGCCUCGCUGUGCGUGUGGUUUUUUGCAAUUCGCCAACCGCCCCCGCGGUUGCGCCUUUUGCCCGCCCAGGCCGGCCCUUGUUUUCGGGGCGUCUUCUUUGUUGGGCAUCCUCUACGGGGCGUGGGGCGUGUUUUCGUCGUGAUUGUCCUUGGUAUGGCUUCCGCGAAAGGGCGGGGCCAGAUUCCUGCAGCGAGCCAGGUUGCUUUGGCUAUUGACUUCGGGAAAAUAUGCGGGGGAAGAUGCUGCGCAACGCUUAUGCGGCCACCGGGGCCCAGUUUUGUUCGCUUUCCCUCCGGGUAGUGCCUCGGCGCCGCAGGCUUUUUUUCUUGGUGGAAACAUAGUUGCAGCAAGUUGAAGGAGCGGGGCCUCGGCUUCUCAUCUCCGCCCCCGCCCCCCGCUCUGCUGCCAUUGGCGCCUCUGCAUUGCUAUCAGCCGCGAGCGCGUCUAGGUCUCCGUCGAGCAGUGCAUCUGCUUGCUGCGCGGCAUUCAUUUUCAUGGCCCGCGAGGCCUGGAAAGCGGGGCCCAGCAUUGCAGAUUCUGAAUGUGUGGCGUACGCAAUGCCUCUGCGCCCGGUAUCAGGCAGCAGGGCGGCCCUGCUCCCGGGCUAAGCGCCCGGCGCAGAGAGGGGGGCGGUGGGCCCUAUCGUAGGCGCCAGGGGUAUUUCGUUCUGCGUCCCGCAAGGGGGCGCGGCUUUGUGGUCUGCGAUUCUGUUGGCGGUAGACCGCUUUGUAUUGUCGCACGCCUGGGCGCACAUGGCACCCGCCCGCGCCAUGCAUGCAUAUGCUAGCGCUCUUCGCUGGGAUACCCUUGCGCCCAAUAUGCGGCCGCGGGGCCAUUUCUUUUCUUUCAUGGAUAUAGAGGCGGCCGCGCUUUCCCUUUCGGCUUUCUUUUUGCCAUUAAGGGCGCUUGGCUUCUUCAGUGCUUCGCACGCGAUAGUUGCGCAUGCAUCGCGCAGCAGCUUCGCGACCCUGGUGUAGUGGGGUACGCCCGCAGUGGGAGCCGGUGGGCGGGUAACAGUGCCGAAAGUUUCCCGCGAUUUCCCAUCUUUGAUCGCCGCGACGGUGCGCUCGCUGGCUAAGUUAGGAAGCGGCGGAGCGCAGGUCCUUUCAUGCCUGGCUUAGCCGCCUGCUUCUUGGAAGGCAGGGUUUCGUGGGGUCAUGGCUUGGGCGAUCCUGUUUCCCGAUGUUGCAUGCGUAGCCGUGUGACCAUGUACCGGGGCCCUCUGUGUUAUGCAGCUGAUCUCCCCUCGAUAUGAAAAUCUCGAAGAAAAGUGCAAGCUUGUCUAUCUUGGCAAGAAAGCACUUGACCCCGCUCUGGCAAGGGAUCUGGUGGAGCAGGCGAGCGAAUGCAAUGACCGGCUGGACCAAGAGUUGGAGCGAAGGCAUGCCGAACGAGACGCCGAAUCCACGAAGAAAGCGCAGGCGCGUCUCAAGGCGUUUCGACUACUCCCGGAAGAAACGCAGGGGCUCCUUAGCAGACAUUGCACACGCGCGGCCAUUGCUUCGGGGAUGCCGGUGACGUUCGACGCAUUGUUGCGGUCUCAACUCGCGUCUCUCGGUCGCAGUGUCUUUGAGAUGCAGAGCGGCGACGAACCGGUGGUGAGCCUCGCGAGUAAGGCGGCCCCGGAUGAAGUUUAUCCGAAGGCGGUCGAAGCAUUCGUCUUGCAAAUGAAAAGGGACAGCUCUGGGUUGGGCGAGUGGUGCGGGGAGCAGCUUCGCGAGAGCCCGGGCGGCCACGAGCUCGUGUUCCACGAAGAAAAAGUCGAGGCGGCGACCCGCUUCGGAAGGAUAGGACGCGGAACAAGAGCGCCCCACCCCGUCCCGAUACCGCUAUCGCUAUCGCCUUGCUAUCGACGCACCAAGGGCGCCUUCGGUGCUUUGUUUCGCGCCCGCAUUGAACUUUUUUUCGGAUCCAGUAUGCAGACCGGGUGCGCUUCCGCGCCUGCUUGGGGCAAAUGCUUCGCGGCCUUGCCUAAGUCAAUGACAGGGGCCACGCGCUGUCGUGGCAGGCCAGUGAGUCAGGACAAGGCCGGUUUUCUUUUUUCGCUCCAGGCGCGCCUGAUAGUGUUGCCUUUUUCUUCAGCAUUAUCAAAAAAGCUUGCGCUCGCAUUGCUUUUUCGUUCCUUCGGCCGGCAAGCUCCGGCGCAUUGCGAGGCGGCGCAACAGGGGCGCGGCGCCCUUUCUCACAUUGGCCAGGGGCCGCAGCUUACCAAAGCAGGCCCCCGUCGGUCCGGCACGGUUUUGAUUCUGACGAGGGCGCGCGCCAUUGGCUUCUCAGGUCCAGGCGCAGGCCUGGGCCAUGUAGAAAGAAGGCCGUCAAGGUUUCUGCGCGAUGGCGGCUGUGAUGCCUUUUCCAAAAACUGCGCGCACGGUCAAGAAGUUGUGGCCAAGGAGUGCGCCCGAGAAACAGUCGUGGCGCCAAAGUCAAAACCAAACAGCCCGCAGGCUGGCGCCUGCUGCUACAUCGGAUGCGACGCCAGGUGGCCCUUCGUGGCGCAUUCUAUUUUGCGCCGAUCGUGUUCUUGCGCUGGCAGUUCUUCAAACGCUGGCAGCCAGGCUUCUCUCCCAUUGCACGGCAACGGGUAUUGACGCCGCAAAGGCGGGCGCCCCAUCUGCCGCGCCGGCCGGCCCUCCCUUGGGCGAGCGACACGCGCCACGACGCGCGCAACCACCGCAAGCCUCCCCGGCCGCCCCUGCGCGUAGUGUUCGGAGGCAAGCGCAUUGCCCCGGGUGGGGCUCGGCGCCUCGGGGUUUUCGAACCCGCCACGCCGCGGGGCCUUGGAUGGUGGGUGUGGGCUUUACACCGGGCCGCCUCCGUCGUGCCGGCAGGCAGGGUUGCGGAAUCAUUUUGGCGAGGGUUUUGCACCUGCAUGACCCCAAGCCCGGCAGAGACGCCCCGCCGCGCUAGUCAAAGUAGGGGUGGCCAACUGGUCGUCGUGGCCCCGCCGUGUGUCGUGUUAGUUUCCCACUAAGAUUCAGACGCCACGCCCGCGGGUUGGCGCGCGGGGGGCGAUUGGAAAAGGGCCGCGCGGCCGUGCGUAUCUACCUAGUCGGGCGGGCCAAGGGAGACACAGGGGGCCCUAAGUCGGCGCACUCGCCCUCCUGCCCCGGUGGCGGAGGGGCAGCCCCUCCGCCACUCAACAAAACCGGCGUGACCUCAUUACCCUCGCCUUGGCGGCUACUAUUGGUAUUCAUUUACGGCCGCCGCGGGGGGAUUUGCGCGGGCGCGCUCGCAGUUUGCCCGCCAUCUAGCACGUGCGCACAAGCUGCCGUGGCUGCUUUUGUUUUUGCGUCUUGUUCGCUAGGUGGCAUCGGCUCCCGGUAGGCCCAUAACUAAGCACCGCAGCCCUUUGGGGAUUCGCCAUUCACAGGCAGGGCGCCUCCUUAUCUUUUUCUGACAGGUUUGGUUUUCCUUUGUCUGCGCGUCUUUUGCUGUGGGUGCUCUUCUCAUUUUUUAGGGGGGCGGCGGGGCGGUGCGUUCUGAAUUUGGUUGGCCGCCCUCUCAGCCCCGAGUGGGCCACGGGCUUGGGUGUGCUAGAAUAGGGCGCGCCCGCACGAUUAUCAUGGAGUGGCGAUGGGGGUGUGCGGUGUGGGGCCUAUUUUCCUUGCACCCGAGAACCUGCAAGACAAGUGCGCUAUCUUGUACACCGACAAGAAGGUUCGAAGCCUCGCGAGUGUGUGUGAUCAGAUGUUGCAGAAGGCGAUCCUGAGCGGGGCGGCAGAAAUCAGGAAGGCCACUGAGUGGCAGGCUGUAUUUAGCUACUACGACAUGUUCAAGCGGCUGGAUGUUUUUCGAUUCCUGCCACUAAAAGUGCAGGAGGAAAUCGCUCCACACUGUGAGCAAGAAGACCUAGCGUUAAACAAUGUGAAGGCGACUGGUUGGGACAGCUGGAGAAUUGACUGGAAGGACCCAUCUUUCGGCGCCUUGGUUUUCCGGGAGCUACAAAAGUGGGUCGACGCGGAUUGGGAAGAUUUUGCGGUCUCGCCGCAAGUGCACACGACCACGAAAGGCAGCAGCAAGGUUAGCAGCUUCCUCCCAAAAAACCGGCUUACGGGCUUGUUCCCGAACCAGUACCGGCGCCCGUUUAACUCUGUUGCCCAAGGAGUUGAAACGCUGUGGGCGCGCGAUUUUUUCAAAUAUUUUUGUACAAAACAGCCUACAGGCCCGACGAGUGUUAAUGGCUACGACCAGGACAAAAUUUUUGCGAUCGCCUUAACCGGAAACAACAUGGAAGAAAUGUGCGAAAUGUAUUACAAGCAAAAGUCCCCCGCUGACCUUCGCCCACCUGUCGCAGAAGCGCCGUCGGAAAAGAAAUUGCGAGACAAAUCGCAAGCGACUCUAUUGGAAUUGCGGCUCAGGCUUUUGAAUUUGCUUAACUUCAACGGGCCGGGAGGUUCUGAUGCGAGCAGCAUGGGCGGGUUCUAUGACGAGGAGUACAGAUUUUUUCUAAACGAAAAUAACUUUCUGGUGAAUUAUUCAGUACCGGAAACGUAUUUUGACCAUCAGACGACCCCGCAAGAGGGCUGA